ACAUCUCUUGGACACCUCAGGCCAUAUCAAAUUCGGUGUAGGACUUUUGUGACUCAUAGGCCUGCUCAGCCUUAUGGUGCAUAAUUGUGCUAACCGUUACCGUGUCUUGACACAGUUUCCUACAGAGAUAUCAUCGAGCUUCUUCCGUCUACCAUAAAUCUGUACCCCACACCCCCGUGUUAUACCGAGUCAUCACCAUGUCCUUCUCCAACCCUCGAAGGACUCCGGUGACUCGCCCGGACUCUGCUACCGGCAAUGGCUUGACCCUUAAGACGAACCUGACCCUACGGAAGGGUGCAACUUUCCAUUCUCCUGUUACUCCUCCGUGUAGUCCACCUGCUGCUACUACAUUCAAGGUACCAUCUCUACCUCGUCGAUCACAAACAACUCUUGAUGAUGUUGUCGAUGCUCACGUUCGUCGUGCUGCCAUGAACAUUGGCAAGUUCGAGGUCACCCUAUCUACUAUCAAGGCCGAGCCCACUUCCCCCUCUAGCUCUCUACCGGAAGAUAUCCUUCCUAUCCCUAGAGGUUUCUUGGACAAUACCAUAACCGGAGACACGAUGUCUGAGGAGCCUUCUUCCACCGAGACAGAGCGACGAGUGCUACGCCCUCGCAACCGUCGCUCUUCUCGUCACCAUGAAUCUGACAGUGGCCUGGGUUCAUCCAUCGCUUCCACCAACAAAAAGCGAAAGGAGGCCAAGUCUACUGGAGGUAGCGCUGCAGCUAUCACGCGUUCUGCUACCACUACCACUACCAGGUCUCAGGAUAGUCAACGUCUUAGUGACCGUGCUAAGAACCGUAUUCAUGAACAUAUCUUGAAACCGCUACUACAGGAUCGCUCACUCAAGGACUUCCGUCCCAUUGUCAACGACUGUCCCAGAAGGAUCCAGGAAAACCAGAUCGUUUGUCUCAGGGAUCUCGAGAAGACCCUGAUCUUUAUGGCACCGGAGAAGGCAAAAUCUGUCGAACUAUAUCGUGACUUCUGCCUCACUUCGAUUCGAUGUAUCCAAGCCACCGUCGAAUAUCUCUCCGAUAGAGAACAGACCCGACCUCACGACCGUCCUUAUAACAACGGUUACUUCAUUGAUCUCGUCGAACAAAUUCGCCAGCACGCACAACUCAUGCAGGAGGCCCGUAAGAGGCAAGCCGAAGGUGAAGAGUUAGGCGAUAUGGAAGUCGACCCAACGGAUGAGGUCAAACUCAUGGGUGGCCUUACUACUAACGGACGACCUGCCGAGUUAGUCCGCGUGAAGAAGAAUGGCAAAGCCUUCUCUAUGGCUACCGGACAACCUGUUGAAGAUCUCGAGGAAGACGAGACCAAGGGUCCAAUCCGGUUCAAGCGUUCGAUGAGUGAGCAGGCUGAGGACGAGGAAGAGAUCAUGCGAUCUAUGGCCCGUCGAAAGAAGAACGCCACUCCUGAGGAGCUGGCUCCCAAGAAGUGCAAUCACCCAGGUUGCAACAAAGAGUUCAAGCGACCUUGUGACCUAACAAAACACGAGAAAACUCACUCUCGUCCUUGGAAGUGCCCUAUUGCUACCUGCAAAUACCACGACUAUGGCUGGCCCACUGAGAAAGAGAUGGAUCGGCACGUGAACGACAAGCAUUCGGAUGCUCCCCCAAUGUACGAGUGCCAUUUCAAACCUUGCCCUUACAAGUCUAAGCGUGAAUCCAAUUGCAAACAGCAUAUGGAGAAAGCGCACGGCUGGACAUACGUCCGGACCAAAACCAAUGGCCAGAAGAAAUCGAGCAAGGCAGAUAGCUCCGCUCAUCCUACUCCCUUGAUCAAGAGUUUGCCCACUCCUAGCAGUGAACAGACUGAUCCUGUCAUGACACCACCUGAUGAUUCUGUCUUCGGACGCUACAACGACCAUGAAUUUCCCUCGUAUCCUUCAGAUCAGGAAUUCCACGCUAGUUUGUAUGAGCACCAGCCGUUUGACGGAGAUAUUCAACUUGACUUCUCUCCGAUUGACAACAGCACUCCUUCUACCGACUCUGGCCAAUUCAAUUCUUUCGAGGACCUUAGUCCUGAGUUUACUGGCCAGUUCGAGGAUAUCUAUGGCGCUCCUGUCCAAUUGCCAACUCCUUCGCAUUCUAUCUACAAUAAAGCUAUCAAGGAAUUUGAGGCCUAUGACAACUACGAUAACUUCAAUAUGAACGCUUGUCAACAGUACACUAUGCCACAACUCGCGGCUGGUGGUCAAGGUGGCCAAGUCAUGUUAACACCACCAACCAUGGUGGAUGAGGGUUUUGAGGACUUCCAACCUGCUUGCUCUAACCAGUUUGGUCAUGAUUUCCCUCUCUUCCCGCCUACUUCGAUGGAUAAAUCGAACAACUACGGCAGUACCCUUUUCGGUACCAUCACUCCCAGUCUUGCUGCUGGUUACACACAACCAUCAUCGCAGGAUUUCAACAUAGAGUAUAAUCCAGCCAUGGAUUGGACGCCGGACUACUCUGGAUCUCUAUAAUAAUAAGUCUUGGGUGGCUGUUGGAUGGAAAGCAAUGUGAACAGCCAACUUGGCACAUGUGACGCAUGCUUCCUGACAAAUAUCGGCUUCAAACUGGGUUUCAUGAUGUUACGAUGAUGACUUGUAGUUGAUAGGGCGCGAAUUUUAGGGAAAGAAUCAAUCCCAGACUGCUUUCUGAAGAUUAUGGUGUGGGGGAUGUUAGGGGCUGGAUAGACGUUGUUCGGCUUGUCCCUGUGUACACUUUCAUGUCACUUUACUUCGGCUUCUUAGCUUUUCUUGGGGAUGCCCAUAAAACGUUCAUAAGUUGUGGUCGGAAGAUGUAUUCAAGCAAUCACUUUGAGAAUUGCACCAU
Annulohypoxylon maeteangense is the source of this 2817-nucleotide messenger RNA. RefSeq lists its product as uncharacterized. The transcript has 3 exons. The record is from RefSeq and is a predicted model, not a curated record. Bases 198 to 2465 code for a protein of 755 amino acids. NCBI's taxonomy places the organism in Eukaryota, Fungi, Ascomycota, Sordariomycetes, Xylariales, Hypoxylaceae.